This is a messenger RNA of Aspergillus chevalieri, 3711 nucleotides long. Its product is annotated as serine/threonine-protein kinase. The coding region runs from base 1 to 3711 and encodes 1236 amino acids. Lineage: Eukaryota; Fungi; Ascomycota; Eurotiomycetes; Eurotiales; Aspergillaceae. The transcript has 3 exons. Gene Ontology annotation, cellular component: cytoplasm. Gene Ontology annotation, molecular function: protein serine/threonine kinase activity; ATP binding. The record is from RefSeq and is a predicted model, not a curated record. Gene Ontology annotation, biological process: protein phosphorylation; intracellular signal transduction.
AUGGACGAGUUCACAGCUCAGCAGACCGCCCGGCAGCCGUUCACAGAUGCCAGCAGCAGACUCAAUGCCAAGUCCUAUAACUGGGAGCAGCAUGGAGAGUCCGAAGGAGAUUACUUCAAAUCGGAUCCCAUGUCAAUCGUGACAAGCCAAAUAUCACCACGGAGUAAUAAUUACGGAGACUACCUACCGUCGACCCCCGGCCCGCAAACGCCUUCUAAGCGAGUGUCCGCCGUAUCAGCAGCAUCUACUGUCCUGUCAGGUAGAGGAAAGAGAAAGACACAUGUGGGACCAUGGCAUUUGGGAAGAACGCUGGGAGAGGGCGCUACAGGGCGCGUGAGACUAGCGAAACAUGCUAUCACGGGGCAAGAAGCUGCCGUCAAGAUAGUGUCCAAAAAGUCUGCCAGGAUGGUUCAAAGUGAAAGCAUUGCGGCCAUGGACCGACGUGUUGGCAAUUUCGCUGGAAACACAGCGCGCCCCAUGCCCUGUGGUAUCGAGCGGGAAGUGGUUAUCAUGAAAUUAAUCGAGCAUCCCAAUGUCAUCAGUCUCUACGAUAUCUGGGAGAACCGAGGAGAGCUGUAUCUUGUCCUCGAGUACGUCGAAGGUGGUGAUCUGUUUAGUCACGUCUUUAAGCACGGCGCUCUGGCGGAGGAGGAAGCAGUGCGACUAUUCCGUCAGGUUCUCGCCGGCCUUGGCUUCUGCCAUCGAUUCAAUAUCUGCCAUCGUGAUCUCAAGCCAGAGAACAUCUUGUUGGACUCAUGGCAGAACGUCAAGCUUGCGGACUUUGGGAUGGCCGCCCUGCAACCGAAUGGUCACUGGCUCAAAACAUCGUGCGGAAGCCCUCAUUAUGCCGCCCCUGAAAUCACCUACGGGAACCCGUACCGUGGUGAUCGAGCAGAUAUCUGGAGUUGUGGUAUCAUUCUAUUCGCCUUGCUAACGGGGUACCUGCCAUUCGAAGGGCAUGAUGUUCCCAGCACACUCAAAAAGGUGCGACAGGGCAAGUAUAGAAUCCCCGACGAGGUCAGCCAUGAAGCUGCAGAUUUGAUCCAGCGGAUUUUGCAGCCCAGGCCAGAACAUCGCCUUACGGUACAAGAAAUUUUCGACCACCCGCUGAUGAAGAAGUACGAAAAACUACACCAAGCCAUGUCUAAGCACUACGUCGGACCGCCGCCACCUCUAUCUGUUUACGAGUGUGGUGAUCCAGUUGGUAGUGUCCAAGAGAUUGACAUCGAGAUUCUUCAGAACCUCCAGACUUUGUGGCACGGGGCAAAGCCAGAGGUCCUAGUGAACAAAAUCCUUUGCUUGGAGCCUACACAGGAGCGUAUGUUCUAUAAUGCGCUUGUUAGGUUCCGAGACGAGCAGCUGGAGAACUUUCAAGGACAGCCACUGGAGUACUCAGCCAGUGACUACCAUCAUAUUUCACGACGGCCAAUGCGGGCGAGGAGCAAGCGAUCCCCAAGCCUUCGUAGCCAACAUGGAUCUGUGAGACGACAGCAGUUUUCGGUCAAGAAGCAGGGUAAUCGUCGUGCCGGUUCUAUCAAGGAGCCCAUGUCAUCCGCCAGCUACGACCCGUUCCGUUCACCACGCAAUGUCAGGAUACCAGAGGCAGAGUAUGCACAAAUCACGAUUCAUCGCGAGUCAUCGGAUGCUACCAUGAGAACACCUGCUAAGGACAUUGAGAGGCCGGCGAACCCUACCCCUGACGACGACAUGGAUGAAGACAGCGAGUCCCCGCCAAGCUCACCUUUUGCAGUCGUGCGCAACAAGAAGCCCAAGGGCACUUCGAUGAAGACUUCACAUUCUCGGACAUCCCAAACGAGCUCCCGUCGAGGGACCGCACAUGCGCACACACCACGCUCGGCAAGUUAUCGCCGUAAUGUUUCGUUCCACCACAUCCGGCAUCGGUCCCAAGGCUCAGCUCACGGAAAAGGAAAGCAAGCACCGCCGAAGCAAGUGACUCCUAGAAAGCAAAUGAGUCAUAGCAGCCUCGACGUGCCCAGUGAUGCUGUCUCGGACCGUUACGGCAGCCCUGCCUUGCCAGUCCAACCGACUGUUGUCCGUGGUCCUGGCGUAGCAGUGCGAAGCUGCCCACAGCCAAAGAGACUUCGAGACGCCGACUUCAUCUGGAAGGACGAGACGCGCCAGAUCUCUCAAGAGCUGAGCAAGAUUUGUGAAGAAGCCUUCAAUGGAAGCUCAAUGUCUACCGGAUGCACGACUAGCGUUUGUGGUGAUACCGAAACACCCCCUACCUCCUUAUCCAUCGCCAGCCUUGAGAACUCGCAGCAUCAGAUGACAGCCAAUAAGACCAAGAGCAAGGCAUUGCCCGACACACCCAAUGCAUCGCCUUCCCGGGGCGGCCCGGAUCUUGCUGAGACCCGUCGCUGGCUGAUCAAGCAAUCGAGACAGGAGCCGUCUGACACUCUCCCUACUUACCUGUCUGGUGUGAUUAAUCAGUUGGAUCGACUUAUCGAAGAGGAUGCCGCCACCAAGCAAGCUACCAGACAGCAAAACCUAAAUGAGUCCACGUCUUGGACAAAUGACCCGUUCGUGAGCUCCGCCGAACCAGGUCAUCUCCCUAUCAUCUCCGAGGAAAUGAACUGCCCUACGGACAGCAAAAACCAGCUGCCCGGCAGCCAGAGUGAAGAAUUGAAGACAACACCUAUCAUUGGGACUCAGGGCCAGAGCAUACAGCGCGAGCCCAAAACGACAAUCCGCAUGGUGCCGCACGACUCGAUGCGCUCCCUCGCAGAGAUCAAGCCCUUGAACAUUCGUAAGAAGGGCAGAGAGCCUGAAUCCGAACCGGCAAGCGAGGAUACAGAGCGACCAAGAUACGCUUCUGCGCCAACCCGGUCAAGUCGAAACGUGUCUGGACUUGACCCUAUCGAGGAGCACCCCGGAUCUCAGACCUGCGGUGAUGGUAAACCCCAGGAAAACAAGAAGUGGUCUUGGUUUAGGCACAGGUCGCAUGGGUCCAGAGAGAAUAUGGCAAAAUUCGUCAAGGACAGGCCUAUUCAACCAAGUGCCGAGACGAUCGUCGUUCACGAAGCCAAGCAGCCGGAGGAGCGACCUCCUACCAGUCGCAAAUCGUCCGCUGAGUCAAUUGGAGGUCUCUUCAAGAAGCUCAUCAAACGGAAGCCGAGUAAGACGGCUCUCAAUGAACAUGGUCAAGAGCCAGAACAACAAGACCCCAAACCCACCGUAACAAUAACCGAAAACCCACCCUCCCCAACAAAGGCCAAGAACAACAAACAAAAACCCCUCCCCCGCCGCCCCCGUAGCUACACCAACAACAAAAGCACAAACUGGUUCGCCCGCGUCUUCCAAAUCAAACCCGCCACCCGCGUAAUGGCCCUAAACACCACCAAACUCCACGGCCGCAAAGAAGUCUUCCGCAUCCUCCGCGAAUGGAAACAAUAUGGCCUCGAAGAUGUUUACCUGGACAAAUCCAACAGCGUGAUCCACGGGCGUGUUGGGGAAGCCAAUUUCCUGCGCCUCCGGCCCGUCGAGUUCAUUGCGGAGUUCUAUACGGUGCUUGAGCAUAAGCGAGAGGCUAAUUUGAGUGUUGUUAGGUUCCGGCAAGUAAGGGGUGCGGCGUCAUCGCUCGGGAAGGUUGUUGAUAGUUUGGGAGUUGUUAUGGGGCAGCGGGGGUUGCUGGUGCAGGACCCGGGGAAGGCGAAGAAGAUGGCGAGUGUUUUUGAUGAUUUUGCGGAUUAG